Messenger RNA from Salmo salar (Atlantic salmon), 3952 nucleotides. The record is from RefSeq and is a predicted model, not a curated record. Lineage: Eukaryota; Metazoa; Chordata; Actinopteri; Salmoniformes; Salmonidae.
CGGAGGAUAAUUCCCUAUGCGCGUCCUGACGUGUUGUAGGCGCUUGCUAGACAGGGGAAGCGCAGCCAGCGACUGUGAGAAGUGUGUAGCAGUAGCAGCUAUAGACGAGCUCUUUAUCUAAAGCUCACUCACUCCGUACAGAUAAAAGGGACCAUGAAGACAGACGUCUGGAGUUAUAGUUUUGCUGACAGCACCGACCGCUUCCACACACGGACGACUGAAUGACGAACCAGGAUGGCCGGAGGAAGGAGAGGACUUGUAGCCCCUCAAAACACUUUUUUAGAAAAUAUUGUCAGACGAUCUAACGUAUGGACAUUAUCACAUAGACAGACAGAUACCAAUUUUGUUCUUGGGAAUGCUCAGAUCGUGGACUGGCCCAUCGUCUAUAGCAACGAUGGCUUCUGCAAGCUGUCGGGGUACCACAGGGCGGAAGUCAUGCAGAAGAGCAGCACAUGCAGCUUCAUGUACGGGGAGCUCACAGACAAAGAUACUAGCCAGAAAGUACGGCUAACGUUCGAAAACUACGAGAUGAAUUCGUUUGAAAUACUCAUGUAUAAAAAGAACAGAACGCCGGUAUGGUUCUUUGUGAAGAUAGCCCCUAUACGAAACGAACAGGAAAAAGUGGUGCUGUUUCUGUGCACCUUCAGUGACAUCACAGCCUUUAAACAGCCAAUAGAAGAUGAAACCUCGAAAGGUUGGGGGAAGUUCGCUCGGCUAACUCGUGCUCUGACCAGCAGUAGAGGGGUGUUACAGCAGCUACAGCCUACUGUACACAAAGGAGAGAACGUUCACAAGCACUCUCGCCUAGCUGAGAUAUACAAUCUGCAGGUCCUCCAGCUGGGCUCAGACAUCCUCCCCCAGUACAAGCAGGAGACGCCCAAGACGCCACCCCACAUCAUCCUACACUACUGCGCCUUCAAGACCACCUGGGACUGGGUCAUCCUCAUCUUGACUUUCUACACCGCCAUCAUGGUUCCUUACAACGUCUCCUUCAAGACCAAGCAGAACAACGUGACGUGGUUGGUGGUGGACAGCAUUGUAGACGUUAUCUUCCUGGUGGACAUCGUGCUCAACUUCCACACUACCUUUGUGGGCCCGGCCGGAGAGGUCAUCUCCGACCCGAAGCUCAUCAGGAUGAACUACCUGAAGACCUGGUUCGUCAUCGACCUGCUCUCCUGCCUGCCUUACGACGUCAUCAACGCAUUCGAGAAUGUGGACGAGAACUGGAACCAUCGAGCUGUCACCCAAGGGAUCAGCAGUCUGUUCAGUUCUCUGAAGGUGGUCCGGCUGCUGCGUUUGGGCAGGGUAGCUCGUAAACUGGACCACUACAUUGAGUAUGGAGCCGCCGUCCUCGUCCUGUUGGUGUGUGUCUUCGGCCUGGCUGCCCACUGGCUGGCCUGCAUCUGGUACAGUAUUGGUGACUAUGAGGUGAUAGACGAGGAAACGGGCAUCCUACGGACAGACAGCUGGCUGUACAUGCUAGGGGAGACGGUUGGCUCUCCAUACCGCUUCAACGCUAGCGGGACAGGGAAAUGGGAGGGCGGCCCCAACAAAGACUCGGUCUACAUCACUUCUCUAUACUUCACCAUGACCUCUCUGACCAGUAUAGGGUUUGGAAACAUCGCCCCCACCACCGAUGGAGAGAAGAUCUUCGCUGUCGCCAUGAUGAUGAUCGGAUCCCUUCUUUACGCCACCAUCUUCGGAAACGUCACCACCAUCUUCCAGCAGAUGUACGCCAACACCAACCGUUACCACGAGAUGCUGAACAGCGUCCGUGACUUCCUCAAGCUCUACCAGGUGCCCAAGGGGCUGAGCGAGAGGGUCAUGGAUUACAUCGCCUCCACCUGGUCCAUGUCCCGGGGCAUAGAUACUGAAAAGGUAUCUCAAACUGUAUUGCAGAUAUGCCCUAAGGACAUGAGGGCAGAUAUCUGCGUCCACCUGAACAGAAAAGUCUUCAAAGAACACCCUGCGUUCAGGUUGGCCAGUGACGGGUGCCUGCGUGCCCUGGCCAUGGAGUUCCAGACUAUCCACUGUGCCCCUGGCGACCUCAUCUACCAUGCCGGGGAGAGUGUGGACAGCCUCUGUUUCGUGGUGUCAGGAUCCCUGGAGGUCAUCCAAGAUGAUGAGGUGGUGGCUAUCUUGGGUAAGGGGGACGUGUUUGGGGAUGUGUUCUGGAAGGAGGUGACCCUAGCCCAGGCGUGUGCCAACGUGCGUGCCCUGACCUACUGUGACCUCCACGUCAUCAAACGAGACGCCCUGCAGAAGGUUCUGGAGUUCUACACGGCCUUCUCUAACCACUUCUCACGGAACCUGCUGCUCACCUACAACCUGCGGAAGAGGAUUGUGUUCAGAAAGAUCAGCGAUGUGAAACGAGAGGAGGAGGAGCGCCUGAGACGAAAGAAUGAGGCGCCCCUCAACCUCCCGCCGGACCAUCCGGUCCGUCGGCUCUUCCAGCGGUUCCGGCAGCAGAAGGAGGCCCGUGUACAUCAGGAGCGGGCUGACCCAUCCGAUGACCUGGAGAGAGGCCAGACCGUUUAUGUUGAGCCCAUUCCCAUCCAUGAAAUCAUCACCACCACCAGCAUUGUCACCGUCACCGAAAGUCCAGCCACGCCCAUUCCUUCAAUCUCCAUCUUGGCGUCCACAACCUCCGGCCCCUCAGAAAAAGCCCAGCUCCAGGCCCCGUCUCUCCAAUUGUCCGAGCCAGCCAAGGUCAAAGGCUGGGGUCGCUUCAAGGAGUCCAACUGGAACAAGGUGUCCAAAGCCGAGUCCAUGGAGACGCUACCCGAACGGACCAAGGCAGGGGCAGCCCACGAGUCCCAGACCUCGCUCAAGAAAACCGGCUCGUGCGACAGCGGCAUUACCAAGAGCGAUCUGCGCCUGGACAACGUUGGGGACGGCGCCCGAACCACGGGCAACACGCCACAGGACCGCAGCCCUGUGGUACCCCCUGAGGUGACCAAGCAGCACGCCUUCUACCCUAUCCCAGAGCAGACUCUCCAUGCUUCCCUCCUGGAGCUCAAGCUGGAGCUCAAAGAAGACUUGAAGGCCUUGAACACCCGCAUGGCCGGCCUGGAGGCUCAGCUAGCAGAGGCUCUGAAGCUCCUCAAAGCUCAAAGGAGAGCUCCCAGCUCCCCCAAGCCUCUCUUUGAGAUCUCCAGACCCACCUCGCCAGACUCGGACAAGGAGGACAUAUUUUCGUAGAAGCAAAGAGGGGCUUAUGUUGAGUGUGUGAAGACGGUUAACAGAUUCAGAAAAUCUUUAUUGUCCCAAUGCUGGGCAAUUUGGUCAUAGGGUCAGAGAUGCUGGAAGUUGUUGGCGUGUCUCAGCUGAGGCCAUUGCUUAGCCCUCACCUUGCUGAUGCCUGUGAAAAGCAGCAGAUGAUGACGCUACGAUGCUGUUAAUUUAAAGAGAACCUGGUGGUUUUACCCCUGUGGGCCAUGGAACCUUGGAGUUGACCUUGUUGGUCACUUUGAAGAUUCUGGGGUGAGUGCGGUGAAAGGGUUUCAAGGCACAGUGCAGGGACCUUAAGACCACCAUGGGUUUGGCUACCCUCUGUGACCCACAGACACAGGUUCACACCUAUACUCCUGUACGCUUGUGUUGUGCUAGUCUGCUCGCACACAUCGGCUGUAUAUUUUGGUAGAGACUUUAUUUUUUUUACCAGUCUAUGGAGUAAGAGCAGAGCAGCAAUGAAUGUUGUAUUGUUCACCUUCAUUAUCCUUGUAGAUCUCCAGUGGGAUCACUAUCUAUCAGUGGUUCUCAGAGUAUCUAUAAGGGGUGAAUACAUAUUUUACUUUCUUUGUGCCACCAGUGUACAAUAGAUUCUGUAUGUAUUCACAAUGUCAUUCUAUCACCCUGUAAUACACUGCUCAAAAAAAUAAAGGGAACACUAAAAUAACACAUCCUAGAUCUGAAUGAAAUAAUCUUAUUAAAUACUUUUUUCUUUACAUAG